CGCCGCACCAUCUCCGCAGGGCUUCGCGUUUCUGUGUGGAAGCGCAGCUGAUUAACACAACGACAACAUGCCCCCCCCACAGAUUAAGCAGGAUCUGAACCGGUCCGGAUGGGAGACCACCGACUUCCCCUCCGUGUGCGAGAACUGCCUGCCCGACAAUCCUUACGUUCAGAUGCUCAAGGAAGACCAUGGCGCAGAAUGCAAGAUUUGCACGCGUCCUUUCACUAUUUUCCGCUGGAAAGCCGAUCGCACCGCGCGCCAGAAGCGUACUGCCAUCUGCUUGACCUGCGCGCGUUUGAAGAACUGCUGCCAAUGCUGUAUGCUGGAUCUGUCCUUCGGGCUGCCGAUCGUCGUUCGUGAUGCUGCUUUGAAGAUGGUCGCCCCAGGCCCCGAAAGCACCAUCAACCGCGAAUACUACGCACAAGGUCACGAGAAGGAGAUCGAAGAGGGGCGUGGCGCGGUGGAGGAAUACGAGAAGACGGACGAGAAAGCUCGGGAGUUGCUUCGGAGGCUCGCCAACAGUGAACCCUACUACAGGAAGCCUCGCCAGAUAGAGGCCGCACCCCAAGACGAGGAGGGCGCGAGUGCAGGACCCAGCGACGCACCGGUCGUACACAGCCGCUACGGAAAUGGCCCGGGACCCAUUCGCACAAGCGAAAGCAGGAGGGGAACGCCACUUCCGGGUAGAGGACGAGGAGGUAUGCGUGGUGGUCGUGGUGGCCGCCCAUUCCCUAGCGCCGCUCAGGUGCCCCCAUCGGCUGAAGAUAUCCUACCGCCCGCGGAUCCGAACAUCACAUCGCUCUUUGUUACUGGCGUGGAGGAUGAUCUUCCGGAACAUACGCUGCGGACUUUCUUCACACAGUUUGGACAGCUGCGGUCGCUCAUUUGCUCCCACCGUGCUCACUCUGCGUUCGUCAACUUCGCAACUCGGGAGGGUGCUGAGGCAGCUGCCAAACAGUGCCAGGGUCGGGCUGUCAUCCAAGGCUGCCCUCUGCGUGUUCGAUGGGGCAAGCCCAAGCCGUUGGAUAACAUGGAUAGGGAGGAGCGCCUGAAGCAUGCCCGGGAAGGUCGGCAGGCGGCAGGCCCGCGGGCAGCCGAUUCUGGAAAGAGAGCCAUCACAGCUGCCGGAGAGGAGAUUGGCAAAGAGCAAAAACAACGGAGUUAUGCUGUCGCCCCACCCCCGGGUGCUGGGGAGGUCCAGUACUCCAGUCUGUCUGGUGACUGAUCUGCAUUUCUACUCGCAUUUUGGCUUGUUUUCUACAGGGUCCGGGAACAAGGAGGUCUUAUGUAUGUUCGCGAGCGGGCGUUGUGUAUAUUUUCUACAUUCUGAUUAAACCAUAAAAUACCCCCAAAGACGCCGGAAGGAGAGAGAAAAGUUUGGGUAUAC
Molecule: messenger RNA, 1387 nt
Organism: Aspergillus costaricaensis CBS 115574
Lineage: Eukaryota; Fungi; Ascomycota; Eurotiomycetes; Eurotiales; Aspergillaceae
Gene: slt11
Product: Pre-mRNA-splicing factor ECM2
Exons: 2
Coding region: 68-1225 (385 amino acids)
Cellular component (GO): U2-type catalytic step 1 spliceosome; U2-type catalytic step 2 spliceosome; Prp19 complex
Molecular function (GO): pre-mRNA binding; U6 snRNA binding
Source: RefSeq, a predicted model, not a curated record